Messenger RNA from Crotalus tigris (Tiger rattlesnake), 3383 nucleotides. It is a transcript of the gene GPR135, whose product is annotated as G protein-coupled receptor 135. The record is from RefSeq and is a predicted model, not a curated record. Gene Ontology annotation, biological process: G protein-coupled receptor signaling pathway. The coding region runs from base 137 to 1438 and encodes 433 amino acids. Gene Ontology annotation, molecular function: G protein-coupled receptor activity. NCBI's taxonomy places the organism in Eukaryota, Metazoa, Chordata, Lepidosauria, Squamata, Viperidae. The transcript is spliced from 2 exons. Gene Ontology annotation, cellular component: membrane.
GAGGCCGGGGCCACCUAGUCGUGGAAGCCGGCCCGAAACCCUGCGGUGGCCGCUGCUUCUCACCAUCCCCUCGGCGCUUUCGGGAAGGGGCUCGCCUUGCUUGGGCUGGGAAUGCGCCUUCCUGCGCCAGCUGCCCAUGGAGGAGGUGGCCGCACUGAGCAACGCUUCUGCCGCGCCCGGCAACGGAAGCGCGGGGAGCGGGCAGGGGACGGCACCCACGGACCUCGAGGCGGCGCGGUGGGGCUGGUCGGGGGCAGCGCUGGCCUCGCAGGGCCUGCUGCUGCUCGCCAUCUUCGCGCUUUCCACGCUGGGCAACGGCGCCGUGGUGGUGAUCAUCGCUCGGCACCGGCAGCUCCGGACAGUUACCAACGCCUUCGUGCUGUCGCUGUCGCUAUCCGAGCUCCUGGAUGCCCUUCUGUGCCUGCCCUUGGCCUUCGUCAGCCUCUUCAGCGGGCGCCCACAUGGGGCCUGGCUCUUCGGGCGCCGCCUCUGCUUGGCCAGCGCAACCCUCCACGCUGGCUUGGGCAUCGCUGCCACCCUGACGAUGGCCCUGCUCUCCUUUGACCGCUACUGUGCCAUUGUCCGCCAACCACUGCAUAAAAUGGGCCGCCGAAGAGCCUCGCAGCUCCUGGCUGCUGUGUGGUUGGCUGCCCUGGGCUUCUCAGGACCUUGGUACUUGCUGGCCCAGGAGGAGGAGGAAGAGCAGCCUGUCGGCUCAGACCCCCCUACCCCCUACCAUUGUAUGUAUGUGCUGCCUUGGGGCUCUUCCCAUUUGGGGCCCCCUUAUAGUGCAACCUUGAUUGUCCUUUGCUACCUGCUGCCCUUUGCCCUCAUGUGCUUCUGCCACUACAACAUCUGCCGGGCAGUGCGGCUGAGUGAGAGCAGGGUGCGCCCACUCACCACUUAUGGGCACCUUCUGCGUUUCUAUGGUGAGAUGCGCACGGCCACCACCGUUCUAAUCAUGAUUAUCUCCAUCAUCUGCUGCUGGGGCCCUUAUUGUAUUUUAGGCUUGGCUGCUGCAACGGGACACUUCUCCUUUUCCCCCAUCAUAGACACUGUGGUAAGCUGGAUGGCCUGGGCCAACGGUGCCAUUAACCCUCUCAUCUAUGCCACCCGCAACCCUAACAUUUCUCUUCUUCUUGGGCGCAACCGGGAAGGAGGCUAUCGGACUCAAAAACCUGUGGCUGCCUAUUUGGCGGCUGUUCAGGGUCAUCGGCUGGAGAGCAAGAGCCGGGCAGAACGCUAUGCCAGCUAUGGGCAUGGCAACAGCAGCAAUGUAAAGAAUACUCUGACCUGCUCCAGUCCAGGCACUGGUAGAGAAGUGGCUAUGUGGGCUUUUAAGAACCCAGCUGUUCUUUUCUGCCGUGAUGCACAACCUGGUUCAGCGUCUGAUGUGGGCUUGCCACACAAAUCAGGCAAUAUUGAUACUUGCCUUUGAAUCAAAAUGGCUACAUGAAUUGGAAUUAGUUUGUUGGCAAGACCAAGGUUAAUCAGAUGUAUGUUACCUGAUGGGGAGAAUAACAGAACUUGGAAAAUGGGCAUGUGAAGCAAAGAGAUCAAAUUAAUGCCUGGUCUUCUGAAUCUCACAUCUGCUUUUUAGUGGUUUAUGGCAGUUUCAUUUUUGCUACAUAUGGUCUCCUUGAGACCAAGAGUUAAAAGCUAUAGGGUUGGAUUUGAACAUUUACUAAGUGAUGAUUUAACAAUACUAUAUGGCUGUAUCCAUGAUAUACUGACUUGCACACUAGCCAAGCACAUAUUAACCUAGUGUGUUGUGUGAAUUAGAAAACUGGAUUGAGAAAAUCAUGGCUUAAUAUGCUGGGCAAACAUAAACUGAGCUAAAGGAUAAAUCAAGGAUUCAAGAGAAAUUAGAGAUGCCUCAUUCCCAGAAUAACAAAAAAGAGGUGAAUCACUUGAGGAAAGUUGAGCAUUGCAGGAUCAUACUCCUAGACUGGAUAUGUGAAAGAAAAUAUUACUCAUCAUUAGGCCUGCUGUCACAAACCCUGUUGAGUAAGCUGGUCUGUUGAUGAAGUAACAUUUUCGCAGUAAUGAAAUAUCACAGCUUAAGUACAGAAAAAAUGACUUCUAAAUUUUACUCAUUUAUAGUGUGCUUUUUUGACAAUUUAUUGCGACAAUUUAUUGCUAGUGUACCUUCAGAAAAUAUUUUGUAUAGUUAAAAAUAAAUAUGACUAUCCACCAAAAUUUUGAACACACCGAUUAAGGUUCCAGUGAUUUCAAUAGGAGACAUUUGCAGCAGAAUUCUGUGUAUGUUUCCUCAAAAGCCAUUAUGUGUAUUAAUUCUCAUUGAAAUCAGUGGGGCCUGAAAAUUGCUUAUGUGGAUGAUGCCAUGUUCAGAGUGCGUUCCUUGAACUCUUGUACUGGUUGAUAAUAAGUCAGUGUCUGUUGGAGUCUGGUGUCAUCUAAGUCAGAUAAAUGAAUGAAUGGAAUGAAUGAAUGAAUGAAUGAGGGAGUUAAUGGAUGAAUGAGGGAGUUAAUGAAUGUUGGACUAAUCUCUAAGAGUACAUCCAAACCUGUAAUGCUAUGAUUUUUAAGAACUCGAUAAGAAAGCAAAUUCUUGUUUGUGACAUUUUCGGAUUUACUGCACUGUAAUUAGUUUGUCUGGAGUGGACCAUGAAUUUUUUCCAUAGAAGCAUUUUUUAGCCUUAGUUUUACACAACACAGUAUUCAUUAUAUCGAGAACUUCAGAGUUUCAUUGAAUGGAUGGAUAUGAUUAUGAGUAUUAUCCUUCUAAACCUGCUCCAUCUUUUAUCCCAGCUAGGUUCAUAUGCACUGUACUUGAUGAAGCUUGCCUAGGCUGAUCUGAGGAAGCUUACAAGCUAUAUAUACAGAGGGAUCCUCAGUUCAGCAAAUGAUUCACUAAUCUACUUCUUCCAUUGAGAUAAAUCAGACAGCUGUUUAAAAAAGUGCCUUGCCAAAAGAAUGGAAAAGAUUGUAUCUAUGCAACAUUGGAGGCAGGAAUUGAGUGGCUACAGGACUCGACACAAAAAUAAAUCUACAGUAUAAAUGGGUUGUACUUGAUCAGUUGUAUGCACACAACUCUGCAACUCUUUUUUUCCCACUGAGUUAAGAGUCUCCUCUUUGGGUAGUUUUUCCGGAAAUCAGUUUUACUAAAUUGUUUGGAAAAAGAAAACCACUGAAACAAGAAGUUUAAACUAAUACAUUGAAAUCUUUCUCUACCUUAUUGCUUGAGAGUUCUAUUUUGGAUUUUUCCUCGUAAUGAAUUUGAACUUCAUUUAAGAAAAACAGCUUAGAUUGGUAUUUUCUGUUAUGCAUCUUUCUAUUACGUUCUGUAAUUUUCAUGGCUGCCUGAAGUUCUUGAUUGGAAAGACUGGGUGGAGUUCGUUUUGGUUACAUUAGAAGUAAGG